Messenger RNA from Ceutorhynchus assimilis (cabbage seed weevil), 6566 nucleotides. Lineage: Eukaryota; Metazoa; Arthropoda; Insecta; Coleoptera; Curculionidae. The record is from the annotation of a GenBank genome assembly.
AAAAAAAAAACAGACUUUACUCGAAUGGUUUCGAAAAUCGCAUCCCAGGUUCUACCAAUAGAAUUCGAUUAGAUUUGUGUGACUGACUGGAGGUGUCAUGACAAAAAUAAGAUAGAGUCAUCUUUGGGUAACAUCGAGUAGUAGAAUUUUAAAAUUGUCAAUUUUUAGUUUGGUACUUAUUUUCUAUCCAUUUUAAUUUAUGUAUUUAAUUUUAACGAAGGAGAAAACAACAAGUUUUAAAAAUGCCGGAAUUCCGAUCUAUUGAAGAAAUUCCAGCGAAGUACAGAUCUGUGUUUCAAGAAUAUCCAUGUUUUAAUGUUGUACAGUCAGAAGUGUUGAACGAUGCCUUAAAUACAGAUAAUUCACUAGUAGUAUCAGCACCAACUGGUUCAGGAAAAACUGCAAUAUUUGAGAUGGCCAUCAUCCGACAUUUAACACUUAAUGAAACUGACCAUAACACAAUCAAUAAUAAAAUAGUCUAUAUUUCUCCCAUGAAGGCUUUAUGCCAAGAACGACUUGUAGAUUGGCAUAAAAAAUUUGCAGAUUUUAAUGUACGUUGCAUUUCGUUAACAAGUGAUUCACCCGAUGACAUCGAUAUCAGAACUAUAGCUCAAUAUAAUUUAUUAAUAUCGACACCAGAAAAAUGGGACGUUAUAACUAGAAGAUGGCGAGAAAAUAUUCAAUUAAUGACCACUAUAACUUUGUUUUUAAUUGAUGAGGUGCAUUUGUUAAAUGCAGACACUAGAGGGUCUACAUUAGAAGUGAUUGUCAGUAGAAUGAAAACAGCAAUUACUGCAUUAACUGCAUACACAACAAAGUGGAAUAUUAGAUUUGUUGCUUUAUCAGCUACAAUACCGAAUGUUGAGGAUGUUGCUGAAUGGCUUGGGCCAACAUCAGUUAAAUACAAAUUCACAGAAGAAGUUAGACCAGUAAAAUUGGAUAAGAUUGUUCUAGGAUUCGCUUUUCAUCCCCAAAAUCAGUCGGUUUUCAAAUUUGACAUGACCUUAAAUUAUAAACUUCCAUCUUUGAUCUCUAAGUAUUCAGAAGGCAAACCUACUUUGAUAUUUUGUAAUACAAGGAAAAGCGUCGAAAUGACAGCACGACAUUUGGUACAAAAUUUGCAAGUUACCUUAAACCAAGAGCAAAAGCAAGAUUUGAUGAGUAUUUCUCGACAGUUGAGCGACGUCAAUUUGAGACAACAAAUUGUACACGGUAUAGCGUUCCAUCAUGCUGGAUUAGUGCACGAAAAUCGAUAUUUAAUCGAAGAGUCUUUCAGAAAGGCACAAAUUCCUGUUUUGGUAACAACAAGUACUCUGGCGAUGGGAGUUAAUCUCCCAGCACAUUUAGUUAUAAUAAAAUCCACUAAAUGUUACUGUGACAAUGGGUAUAAAGAUUAUGAUGAAAUGUCUAUUUUUCAAAUGAUUGGAAGAGCUGGACGCAGUCAAUUUGAUGUUAGCGCCACCGCUCUAAUUUUAACUAGUCUGCAAGAUAAGGUAAAAUAUGAAAAAAUGCUUAGUUGCUCACAAACAAUUGAAUCCAAUCUUCACAAACAUUUAACAGAACAUUUGAAUGCCGAAGUGGUACUUAAAACUAUCACAGAUUUAUGUGUGGCGAUGAGGUGGCUAUCGUCAACUUUUCUUUAUGUUCGUGCUAUAAGAUCCCCGGAAAAAUAUAAAUUUCCUUCUGGACUCACUAAAGAGAAGAUUGACAAAAAAUUACUGGAUAUGUGUCAACUAGAUUUAAACAAACUAGUUGGAGCUGGUAUGAUUCAAAUAAGUGAAGACAUCGAGAUUACUCCCACUAUUGUGGGUGGAAUAAUGGCGAAAUAUUAUGUAGCUUUUGAAACCAUGAAGCUUUUUACUCAGAUAUCUGGCAAUGAAAUUUUAAUACAAAUCCUGGGAAUAAUUUCGAAAUGUAAAGAGUUUUCAGAAAUAUAUUUAAGAAACAAUGACAAGAGAUGUCUAAAUACAUUAAAUAGGUGUUCCAAAACAGAAUGCAUAAGAUAUCCACUUAAAGGGCGAAUCAAAACUUCUGACAUGAAAGUCAAUGUGAUUAUCCAAGCAAUUUUAGGAAACUUGGAUAUUCAUGAUCAAUCCAUAUUGUGUGAUUCAGUUAGAAUUAUGCGAAGUUGUGAACGUUUGGCUAAUUGCCUAAUAGAAUAUCUGGAAACUAGAGACAAAUGUUACAGUGCCCUACUAAACACCACUAUACUAGCUAAAUGUUUUCGAGUAAAACUUUGGGAAAAUUCGCCUUACGUUUCCAAACAACUAACUGGAGUGGGACAAGUUAUGUCUAGGUCACUCAUGAAAGCUGGAAAAACCACUCUUAAAAAGCUUGCUGACACCAAUCCAAGACAUAUUGAAAUGAUUAUUAGUAGAAGAGCACCUUUCGGCAAUACUCUAGUAGAUGAAGCAGUACAUCUCCCAGACUACACUAUGACGUUAGAAAAGUGCGGAAAGGAUGCUGAAUUAUGCAUAAUUUUACACAAUCCUAGUCAAAUAGAAGAAAAAUGCACCAUUAGUCUAAAUUCUAAAAUGACUUUGCUGGUCGGGGACAGCAACCAUAAUAUUUUAGUAUAUGAGAAAUAUGAGCAUUCCUACAUGGUGGAAAACCCCCAAGUGAGGCAGAAAAUCUCAAUGGAUAUUAAAAAUGUAGAAUAUGUUAAAGCAAAUUUUAUCAGUGAAAAUUAUGUUGGUAUUGACUGUUUUGCUUACUGUUACUUUGAACCUAUAGUUGAUGAUCAAAAUCAGACCAUCGCUAAAACUCCAAAGAAGAUCCAACAAACUUUUAUGAAUUCUUAUAUGAAGUGUGUUAAAAGGCCACAACCAUUUAUAGAGGUUGCAAGCAACAAAAAUAAGUCUGAAAUUGUCAACACUGAUAGUAAUAUCAAAUCCAUUGAAGAAAAUAAGCAUAUAAAUUUACCAGAGAAAAAAAAGACAUUUCAUUUCAGAAACAAUAAAGAAGUUGCAGGAUCUAGAAUAUCACCUGUAAAUAAAGAGACGCAAAUUGUAGAUCCGGCAAAACCAGUCAACUAUAGUUUUGCCACAAAAGAUUCAAAAUGUGAUGAAAACUCUUUAAAAACACCGAAAAAGAAAUAUUAUGUUUCAAAAAAUCUGUCCAACAAAACUGGAUCUAUUAAUAAACAUGAUUCACUUUUAUCAGAAUCCUUUACCAAUGCAAUAAUAGCCGAACUGGAAUCUGAUAAGCUGGCUAUAGAAGCUGGAGAUGAAGCUAAUUUUAAUGAAGAUUCUGAUAUAACUGAAACUAGAGCUCAUGAAUACAAUAAAAACGAAGUAGUACCAGUUGAAAAGGACGUACCUAUGCAGACAACUGAAGAUGUAAAUUAUAGACCUAAUGAUGGUCAGCUUGCUACAAAACUUGGGCAGAAUAAAGUCACAGAAAUCCAGAAACAAGAAAACUUGUCAAAGAUGAACGUUCCUGACAGCACAUAUGAACGAAACAAGCCACAAUCAAUUACCAUAUUUUCUCCUCAUCCAAAAAGAGUAAAAAAACAUGAAGAAUAUACUCCAAGCUUUGCUGAAACUCCCCAAAAAAAUAUCAAGUGGCGAUCUCCAUUGGUGACCUCUCCAGCUGUUAAAUAUUCACCCACCAAUCUUUAUGAUUUUCCAAUACCCAGAGCUGGCAAGGAAGUUGAUCAUAAUGACUUCCGAGAUGGGGCACACAAUACGAGCAUGUCCAGUCUGGCUUCGUCUUUCGCUUCAGAACGCAUUAACAGUUCCACAUCAGUGAAAUCAGUAAAGAGAAAAUCCAAAUUUCAGUUUCCGUUGAGUGAUCAUGAUUGUUUGGAGGAAACGAAUUAUAAUCCAUCUACCAAAAGAGGCAAUGCGUUUGAUGAAUUUGUCGAUUUGGAACAAUAUGGUAUAGCUAAUAGGCAAAAAGAAUCAAUUACUCAGUCGUCCCAUGCAGGAAAGUAUUACAGUCAGUUAAUGAAUUCUGAGCCAGAAAAGUCUGGAGCUAAAGAGGAGCCUUCUACUAAGAUUAUUUCAUCAACAUCGCAAAGCAAACCUACAUCAAAUACUCAGGAUUUUCAGCAAUCUCAAGAUUUAUAUUCGGAUAAUGAUUUUUUGUCUCAGGAAACUCACCAAGUGGCCAAAUCACGUGCUGAUUUUGUUCCCGAUACCCAUGAACCUAAAUCUAUCACUAAUGUAUCACCAUUUACUCAGCCAACACCCAUAGCAUAUCAACAUCAUCCUGAAAUUAAUUUGAACAAUGUUUCAAGGGAUAAUUUUGAAUAUUAUCCUCAGAGAAAUCCCGAAAUUGAUCUUUUAAAUAGAUCUUUCAUUGAGCCUCCAAAUAAUUAUCAACACUCUGAUUUUGAAGAUUAUCAUCGACAAACACCUUUAUUUGAUUCCCAAAGACCUUCAUUUGAUUCCCAAAGACCUUUAUUUGAUUUCCAAAGGCCUUCAUUUGAAUCUCAAAGACCUACAUUUGAUUCCCAAAGACCUUUAUUUGAUUCCCAGAGACCUUUAUUUGAUUCCCCCCAAAGAUAUGCGCCAAGAGUGUGCUCAUAUUUUUCUCAACAGCAGCCUUGCUUCAGUGUUCCAAGCACGUUUCCUCAUCACGUGUGCUGUAAUCAUUAUCCAAGAAUGAAUCAUUAUUGUAAACCUUACCCUGAUUCUAUACCUGAAUUGAUUCCUUAUCGCAGUUACGUUGAAAAUAGAAACUUGCAUCAUACUCGUCCAUAUACCAUUUCUAUUAAUGAUAUUCCAGAUUCUUGCAUUGAUCACUUUUCGCAACAAUUGGAUGAGCCAAGCUUCGUUGUGAACAAUAAUCCUGCUAAUAAUUUCGUAGAAAAUGUUCCGAGAUAUGAUGCUAGUGGAUUCAAUUGUGAAUCAACUUCUUUGGCUUAUCAAAAUAAGGAGAAUAUUUUCAAACCACAAUCGCAAAGUUAUGCGCCAUCCUAUCGUCGAGCACAAUCGACACCAGAAAAUCAAUUGCCCACCCAAAUUUCGAAAGAAAAUGUCAGCAAACUGUUUGCUACUUCUAGCAGGCGGAAACUUUCUCACCAUGAUAGUCGUGAAGCUACACGACCACAAUCGCUUCAUUUGUUGGCACAAAGUGCCCAGAGGCGAUCAGUAAACUUUAAUAGUGUUGAAGAGAGACAUAAUAAUAGUAUGAUUGAACCUCAUGGGGAAACUUAUAGAUUUUCUUCCAGUCGGAAUCCGAACUCUGUUCAGUAUGGUUCAAUGCUGUCUAAUGAUAACAGGGAGUAUUUGCCAGAUAGGUUUAGGGGAUUUAGAAAGUAAUGUUCUUAUUAAAAAUAUUGUUUUUAUGUUUUUCAACCAUGUUUUGUUAUUCAUCAUCAUCAUUAUUAUAGAAUUAAUCAUUGUUGUUCAGAUUUCCAUUUUUGACUAUAGCUUUUACCAAAGGACCCUAAUUUUUUUUACAGAUUUUAGUUAACUAGUUAUUUAUUGUUACUUACGAUAGCGGCUCGACUCACGCAGCCUAAUAAUACCAUCGAUACUGAUAUGGUAAGUCAGCUUAGUGUUCAAUGCCAUCUAAUGGUGACAAAGAGUUUUUGUCAAAUUCUUUUUAGUUGUUUAUUUUUUAUGUAGUUAUAAGUAAUUUAGAAAAUAAUCAUUGUUUCUAUUAAACUUACUGUUUUUGAGUGUAAGCCAAGGUCAUUCAAUUAUAAGUUGGAUAAUUUAAAAACGAUAACAAGUUAUCAGCUUUUCUUAUACUAAAUAGAAUUACCCUUGUUCAGAUUUUCAUGUUAUAGUUAAACUGUUACCAGACAUUUGUUAACUUGAGAAGAAAGAACUAGUCAUUAAUUGAUAGUAUUUUAGUUAUUUAUUCUUGUUAACUUUAUUUGUUUCUGUUUAAAAAAUUAAAAAAUAAAAAAAAAAAUAACUUAAUUUAUUUUAAAUAUUUUUGAUAGAAUGAAAGUUUAUUGUUUUAUAUAUUAUGUUAGAUGUUUGUUGAAUUUUAUUCUUUUUACAAUAAUUCCCUAUUACCAAUUUUCGUUUGGUACAUAAAGGGUCUGUUCUAGAUUUCCGUUUGGUACAUAACAGGUGUGCCUCCAAUGAAACAGUAUGGUACAACAACACAAUCUUCUGACUAUUUAGAGCUUACUCAAGCCAACAAUUAUUUUAGGAAUUUUUUGCCCUGUGUCAUAAAAUUCGAAAUUCUUGAAUGAUAGGGCGGAUCCUUAGAUCCCACAACACUGUAUGCGUAUCGUUUUCCGAUGGAUUUUUAUUUAUAGGUAUUAUAUUGAUUGGUAUGGUAUGCUUGGCAUACGUUUUAGUUUUUUCCAAUAAGAAACCAUUAGUUAUGUGGUUAAUAGUUCAAUGAAAGUUAUCAUGUGCCCUUAUUUAUUAUUUGGAAUAUCAAAAUUUAUAUACAAAAAUCAAAACUUCAAUUCUCUAGCUGGCAAUAGUUGUCCAACACAACUACCAAAUCCAACAUUAUAGCCAUCACCUUCGCAGACACCUUUCAUUGUAACUGUAUCUCCAUCCUGGAGGAACUUCCUUUUGGUUCCAUCUUGAAGGGUCAAUGGUUUGGUUCCUUUCCAUGACAGUUCUAGAAGGCUUCCAAAUGAAUCAGAA